This is a messenger RNA of Williopsis jadinii, 1573 nucleotides long. It is a transcript of the gene SKP2, whose product is annotated as putative SCF ubiquitin ligase complex subunit SKP2. Bases 74 to 1474 code for a protein of 466 amino acids. NCBI's taxonomy places the organism in Eukaryota, Fungi, Ascomycota, Saccharomycetes, Phaffomycetales, Wickerhamomycetaceae. The transcript has a single exon. The record is from RefSeq and is a predicted model, not a curated record. Gene Ontology annotation, molecular function: protein binding.
CAAUGACUUUGCUUUGGAAAGGAAAGCAACUAAACGGGAAGAGAAAAGGCACUGGUUCUCUUAGAUUGCAGUCAUGUUCUCGUCGUUGAUUAAGAAGGGUCGCAUUGGUGUUCUCUCCACGAAGAAAAGAGACGACUCGCUGUCUAUUGAGCAUCCACCGCUAUCGCUACUUGGGUUGCCCAUGGAGCUGUUACAGAAAGUGUUGCAGAAUCUGGAGCUCAGGGACUGGUUGACGCUGGCAUUGGUCUGUAGGUACUUGCAAGAGGUUGUUGAUAAGUACUUCUUGUACAACAACGUGAGGCUGCUGAACGAAUCCUCGCUGAGGCUGUUCAAAAAGGCGAUAUCGAGAGAUAAGAAGAGGAACCUGCUGUCCCUAUACGUACAUGGCAUUGAGUUCCACAAGCCCGUGAAGAGUACACAGGAACAAACGUCGAUAGCUGGGUUCGGCUUCUCCUCAAGACCUGACAACGAUAGCUAUAUUGCCUUGAUGGUUGAGGUUAUAUCGUUAUUACCGAAUCUAUCGUGUAUCUCAGUGCUGCAGAUCUCUCCGGGGUUUUGCUUCCCAGAGUGGACCUCAACGCUGAAGACUUACGCCUUUGAGCAUAACUAUUAUCCAUCCAUCCGGAAGCUGACCUUGUCAUCACAGCAAGGUUGGAGCAUUGCAUUGCGUUCGAACCUCCUAUGGCCUUUUGGGCUCAUCGAGGAGCUUUGCCUGGUCGAAAUGAUCAUCGACUCGAGCUCUUUGAAAAAGCCACCUCUUUUAACCGUUUCUAACGAAGAGGGCCCAUUGAUUAGUCCGCUGAUUACAAAGAACGCAUUGAAGAUGGAAUCCACAGUAACUUGGUCUCCAAUUAAGAUCUUAUCGUUGACAUCGUGUUCAAUAGCGAAUAAUGGCUCAAGAUUCCUGGCUGGUUACUUCAGAGACGUUCAUACUUUGAAGCUGGUCUCGAUGAAAUCACACUACGAUGUGCUACUAAGCAAUUGCUUUCCCAAUUUAAGGACCUUGUACAUCGAUCUGAACUCAAAGGCAUUCAGCCUCUAUAACGCUUCCGAGGCAAGUGUUAUAAACACUUCAAAUGCCAAUUCCAACUUUGCAUAUUUCAACUCACAGUUUGUUCCCAAGUUUUACCUCAAUUAUAAUCACUUUGAGGAAAUAAUGGAUAAGAUCCCUGUGGUUGACACGAUAGUGUUGACAAACGUUUCAUUCUCCAACGUUAAACCAGUGGAUCCAGAAGAUAUAACAAAUGAAGACCAUAACAUUGUGAAUAACAACGGUUACGUGUUCCUAAAAUCGUUGCAGAGGUUCGGCAUGGUACAGUUCAUCUUGUUGAAGAACUACAAACUGCACAAGACAAGAACAAGAGAUGAAUGGUCUGAGUUGUUGAAACCAUGCUUCUCAUCAACAAACUGUGUAAGGGUGAAGGACAAAGAUGGAUCUGUGUUAUACUCGAGAAACGAAAAGUGUUAUAACUGAGCUGUUCUGCGUUGUUUAUUUAUUCACGAGCUUAUAAAUGAGAAAAUUCCUUUAAUGAAAGCGAACCCAAUUAUUAUGACAAAGAUGUGCUUUAUCCAU